UUGUUUCCUCGUGAUGGUUCACCCUCAGGCUCUAGAUACAAUUUCAAUCCAUUUUGGCCUGUUCUUCGGUCCUUUUGCCAAGCUUUUAGACGAAAUUAAAUUUUCGAGAAUCAUUUUUCGCGAAAAAAACCGACGGAGCGAUAACGGAAUGGACGAUUACAUGCCCCCACGGUACCAACUGCUCGGUAGGAUAGGAGAAGGUGUCCACGGCGUGGUGGUGAAGGCCCGGGAUCUGAGCAACGACGACAAGAUUGUGGCAAUUAAAAAGCUCACGCUCCGGACGAAGCAUGGCUGGAUUUCGCCGAACACGAUACGGGAGAUCAAAGUGUUGCAGAAUUCGCAGUGUGAGAAUAUUUUAUCCUUACUCGACAUGUAUCCUGACCUAUCCGGGAUAUCGCUGGUGUUCGAGUACAUGCCCUACACACUGUAUAGCAAAAUGAAGGACGAGGAGCAUCCACUAUCCCGGCACGAAAUCCGACGGUACAUGGCGAUGCUACUGAACGGCCUCAAGUAUCUCCACGAGCUGAAAAUCAUGCACCGGGACAUAAAACCAGCCAAUUUACUAAUUGACAAGCACGAUGUGUUGAAAAUUUGCGACUUCGGUUUGGCCCGGUUGUUUAACGAUCAAGACCCUUCGAAGGUGUACUCCCCGCAAGUGGCAACCCGGUGGUACCGGGCACCGGAAAUACUCUGGGGAUGCCAAACGUACGGACCUUCGAUUGAUAUGUGGGCGGCAGGGUGCGUGUUUGCCGAGAUGCUUCGGGGCGUGCCGCUUUUUUCCGGGGCAACCGAUAUCGAACAGUUGGCGCUGGUGGUGCGGACCCUGGGGACGCCCAUCUUGAAGGAAUGGCCUGAGGUGCGCAGCCUGCCGGACUACAACAAAAUACGGUUUCCCAACGCCAAGGGCGAACGGUGGGAGGAUAUUUUCCCUAGUUUCACUACCAAACACGAGAUAGGCCUGGUGGACGGGCUGGUGACGUACAACCCGAGCCGGCGGUUGACAGCGGAGGAGGCCAUGCACCAGCCGUAUUUCACGGACGGUGAUGAAAGCUAGGACCCGGAAGGAUCACACCAGUUAGAGGCCCUGAUGAGUUGGUCAUCCCCCAAAGUGGCGAUUAUCAUCUCGGUGUGGUAUCGUUUGUUGGUCCUUUUAGGCCAUGGACACGUGAAUUUUCCUCUGCUUGAAACGCCGACAGAAAACCAACCGCCAUAAGCGCACAGAGGAAAAAAGGGUUGAAACAUAAAGUAAAUAUAUAUUAGUCCGCAGGCGGUGAUUACCUUGCCAAAACUCUCUGCUGCUCACUGUUGCUCGUCCAGUGAAAUAUCACCAGGAGAUGACGGUCGGUACUCACGGAGGCCAAAGUGUACCGUCCCACCAGCCCAAAGAAUGACACGGAAUGUGCUUUUAUCGUCAUCAUUAUUAAUUUAAAUGUUUAGUCAGACUCGGCCAGGACGACAGCAGCCGUCCAAAAAAAAAAAACGCUUUAAUUUCGAGCAACUUUUACCACCAUCCGUAAAACGGGCGGAAAAGUGAAAAUGAGAUCACCAUCACAUUAAACGAUAGGAUUACGAGCUAUACAACCGCAUAGCUGUACGGUGCAGAUGCCCAAGAAGAAGGCUUCUGGUUCGCCAUCCGAAAUCAAAUUGAAGCACUCUCCGCCGCAACAAUAAAUCACCGUGGUAGGCUACUAAGAAAUAAUGGCGAAAGUUUCUUCAGCCUUGGAGAGGAGGCAGGCAACGCCAACAGGCAGUGAAAUUUUCCAUUCCAUACAGUCAUCUAUCGGUACGAGACCUACCACACAUCGAGAAAUUAUUUACAAUUUACCAUAUGUUUUCAACUGUUAAGCUCACCGUUUUUGGUCCAACGAUUAUUGUCAUUCGAAACAUGUAGGAAAUUAACAAGUCGUAUCAUGAUCCUGGCUGCUGGGAUAAAUGUCUCAAAUGGAGAAUAUCGUGCCUCUGGAGUUGGCCUGCUGAUGAUCCUGGCUUCGACAGCAAUCUACAUAGAUUUGUUUAACAUCAAUAGAAAAUAAAGAGCCC
Messenger RNA from Aedes albopictus (Asian tiger mosquito), 2040 nucleotides. RefSeq names its product cyclin-dependent kinase 20. Gene Ontology annotation, biological process: protein phosphorylation. Gene Ontology annotation, molecular function: ATP binding; protein serine/threonine kinase activity. The coding region runs from base 14 to 1054 and encodes 346 amino acids. The transcript is spliced from 3 exons. Gene Ontology annotation, cellular component: nucleus. The record is from RefSeq and is a predicted model, not a curated record. Lineage: Eukaryota; Metazoa; Arthropoda; Insecta; Diptera; Culicidae.